This is a messenger RNA of Colletes gigas, 1675 nucleotides long. Its product is annotated as elongin-C-like. The transcript has 6 exons. NCBI's taxonomy places the organism in Eukaryota, Metazoa, Arthropoda, Insecta, Hymenoptera, Colletidae. Gene Ontology annotation, cellular component: elongin complex. Gene Ontology annotation, biological process: ubiquitin-dependent protein catabolic process. Gene Ontology annotation, molecular function: protein-macromolecule adaptor activity. The record is from RefSeq and is a predicted model, not a curated record. The coding region runs from base 408 to 845 and encodes 145 amino acids.
AUAAAUCGUGUCACUUGAAUCGCAUUGACAAAACAAGCAAACUAUCGACAAUAGCAAAAGUUUUAUCGAACAACUGUGUUUUAACGGAGUAAAAUGUUUGGCAAGUUUUACGAUUCAAGUUUUGAUCUUAUCCAAUCGUGGCGUCAAAUCAAACUGAAGAUGGAGUAGUUUCGACUCAUCGAGAACUGAACACGACAUUGCUAGUAGCCAUAUUAAUUGCCAUUGCUCUUAUUAAGAAAACUUUAUCGUGAACGAAAAGACUACAUUUUAUAGAAACACAUUUUCCAACAAGAGUAACCUUUACGUCUACACGAACGAUGGAGUAAAAACUGACCUUGCAUUACAAUUAAGGAAAUGUGUGCGGAUUAGGACUCAAUGAAAUACUAUACACCCAAUAAAACAGAAAUAUGUCGAAUGAUAUGAAUAUGCAAGCCGGAAAGCCCAAUGAGGAAGAAACUGUCAAAAAUGCAGAAGAAGAAGAAGGCAGUUCACCUAUUGACCUGAAUGCGGACGAAUUUGGACAAAUUUAUGGAGGAUGCGAAGGACCAGACGCGAUGUAUGUGAAACUAGUGAGCAGUGAUGGACACGAAUUUAUUAUUAGACGUAAACAUGCUUUGACUAGUGGAACCAUAAAGGCUAUGUUAAGUGGUCCCGGACAAUUUGCCGAAAACGAAACCAAUGAGGUUCAUUUCCGUGAAAUCCCCUCUCAUGUAUUACAAAAGGUUUGCAUGUAUUUUACUUAUAAAGUACGUUAUACGAAUAGCAGUACCGAAAUACCGGAAUUUCCUAUUGCACCUGAAAUUGCAUUAGAAUUAUUGAUGGCUGGAAAUUUCUUAGAUUGUUAAGAUCAAUUAAACAAUACCGGUAAUUAGGAGCAAUUUAGUUUUAAACUUUAAAAAAAUUUUUUUCUUAUGAUUUUACUUUGAGGUUCACUGAUGCAUCGUUACGAUAUUGAAUGCAAUGUUGAAAUAUUUAGUGUCUUAUUUUUGUUGUUGUAAAAAGAAAUAAUUAAAGUUUAUCAAAUGGCAAAACUCACAAACAUAAAUUCGAAAAUUUCUUAAUACUUAUCAAGUGCUAAACAUUUAACAAGCAUUGUAUGAACUUCAAUUAACAAGCAAUUAAAAACUCGUUGCUUAUGUAUAGGAAACAAAUUAUAAUUGACUGCAUUCAUCGCAUAUUUCAAUGAUAUAAUAAACUAUCGUAUUCUGAAUACUUCUGCAUCAAAAAUGUUAAUAUAAUAUUAUAAAUGGCAUCGAAUCGGUACAUUGUACAGUAGCAGAAGUCUUGUGUUUAAUAACAUUGUGUAUUGUUAUAAUUCCAUAGUUAUGUUUUUCCAUUACAUUUAAGAAUAUUUAUUUUUUUCUUUUUCUUUUAUCAACAUCAUAAAUUAUUUCCUGUACAUUAUUCUAUAGCAAAAUUUGUAAUAUCUUAUACUUUGCAAGGAGAAAGUGAUAGCAUGUAGAUUCAUAAAUAACACACAAUACACUUAGAAAAUAGUUGAACUACAAAAUUGAAAUAUAUUAUGUGAUAUAUUGUAAGACAACACGCAACACAAUAAUCUUUUACAGACUCUUUAUAUUUGUGUGCGUGCAACUGUACUUUAAUAUAAUUAAUUAUAAGAAUGCGAAUUGGUUGCUGUUAUUUUUCACUGUUAUUUACCUAAACAAACAAGACA